Molecule: messenger RNA, 1331 nt
Organism: Cajanus cajan (pigeon pea)
Lineage: Eukaryota; Viridiplantae; Streptophyta; Magnoliopsida; Fabales; Fabaceae
Source: RefSeq, a predicted model, not a curated record
UGGUCAUCUAUGCUACCUUAGUUAGGGUUAGAUUGAUUCAUCUUCUCUUUUUAUCCAAAACAGACAUGGAGAACAAUAUUAACAAUAAUAGACCUAUGUCUCUCUUGGAUUUGCCUGAAUCAACCUUGGAUUUCAUUCUGAAGCUCCUUUCUCCAAUAGAUCUUUGUACAAUGUCAAAGGUGUGUGUCUCUUUAAAGGGUAGGUGUCAAAGUGAUGACUUUUGGAAAAACCAUAUAAAAGAGAAAUGGGGUAGAGUGAUUGGUGAAGCUGUUUAUAAGGAGUGGGAAUGGCAUAUAACAAUUGCCAAACAAGGAAAUUUAUUGAAUCAACGAACCAAUAAUCAAAUUCGGUCACUGGGUUCUUUUAGUGGUGUUUGGCCUAAUCUAUAUCUUGGUUCAUACUUGGAAGAUCACAAGGCUCUUAAUGGUCAACGGUCAAACAACUUCUUCAUGUCUUUGUAUUUCUCUCUUGAGAGUGGCAUCUUCUGGUUUCCUGCUCAGGUCUACAAGGAGCUGAUGAUUCACAAUGCCUUGGUUAGCUAUGAGUCUCAAUCUGAUACUUUUCAAGCAAGGUAUCAAAGUGGAGGUUGGGGAUGUCUAGGGAAGAAUAUUGAGUGGGAUAUGGUGAGGGUUCCUGCAGUUGAUUUGCCCCCUUAUGUGAUGUACGUCUCUGAUUGUUUAGACGACUUAAAACCCGAGGAUCAUAUUGAGAUUCAGUGGAGAGGAGAUAAACAAUGGCCUUAUGAUUGGUGGUAUGCUGUUAUUGACCACUUAGACUCAUGUAAUGAGAAUGAGAAUUAUUGUCAGUGUCAUCUUAGUGAUACAUUGAUCGUGGAGUUCAGGCAAUACCGUGAAACCUCAAACAUGAGACGAAUAAGGUUAUCUAGGAAGAACUAUGGGGAACAAGGUCAUCAAACAGGAGGAUACUAUGGAGGAAUUAGAAAGCUUCACAAUGAGGAUGAGAUUGGAACUUGGAAGAAGCUCUUACCAGAUCAAGUUCAGCUGUGGAUCUGGAGCUCGAGCUGUGGAAAUCUGAAAUACAAUUUGAAGCUCCAGAGAGUUGAAGCUAAAGCUGUGAACUCAAAGCUAAAGCCAUGGAGCACCCAGGACCCAGAAAAAACUCUAGAGAUCCACAGCCAUAGCUGUGGCUUCACAGCUACAGCGCUGGAGGUUCCUAUUGAAGGAGUUGUCAUAGCUAUAGCUGUGAAACCACAGCUGCAGCUUUGGAGGUUUCUUCACCCUGAAGGACUCUCCACAGCCAUCGCCGUGGAUCUACAGCUGCAGCCGUGGGAGGAAAAAUCACUCUUUGCCCCUAUUUUAAAGCUCAUAUAA